Molecule: messenger RNA, 438 nt
Organism: Caenorhabditis briggsae
Lineage: Eukaryota; Metazoa; Nematoda; Chromadorea; Rhabditida; Rhabditidae
Exons: 3
Coding region: 1-438 (145 amino acids)
Source: RefSeq, a predicted model, not a curated record
AUGCAUCAAACUUCCUGUAUCAUUUUUCUUUUUCUUGCUGCUCUUCCCAUCGCUUCGGCUUGGGACCACUUCCAAUUCGAUGUCACCCUCUUCUGCAAUUACCAUGAUCGAACCAAAUACAAUUUGAAAAUCGAGUGGUGGGAGUAUGACUCCGUACUCUCUGGUGAGGAUCAGAUCACCCAACCGAAAGUGUUCAAACCCAACACUGGUAGAUACAGCUUCACGAUGGCCGGAGCCAUGGAUGGAGAUGAAUGGCUAUCGAAGGGAUACAAGCCAAGAGCCUACAUCAGUCACGACUGCACCGCGGACCAAAAACGAAUUGAUUUGGAUCUUACUGUAGUCAAAUUGUGCAAACCGCCGAACACAUGCCACUACCGGAUCAUUCAAGACAUCACCAAUCGUUCGGGAUCUGAGGAAAUCGAGCACAGUGGAUUCUAG